AGAACAUGGUCAAGGAACAAUUGAAGAAUUACGAAAUCGAGACUUCAGGAAGGAAUUGGAGGAAAGAGAGCGACCAGACAAAGAUAAAGUAUCAGGCCGUCGUGCAAUUGAACCUUCCAGGGAAUCAACUACAUCCAGUACAAAAAGACAAAAGUUAGAUCAAGUUCCUGCUGCCAGCUUAGAUGCAGAUGAUCCACUUGAUGAUGACGAAUCAGAUUCUGAUAGUGAUGAGGAUGAUACUGCUGCACUUUUGGCUGAACUUCAGAGGAUUAAGAAAGAACGAGCAGCAGAACAAGCUAAGAAAGAAAUGGAGAAACGUCAGGAAGAGGAAAGAAUACGCAUGGAAAAUAUCCUUUCAGGAAAUCCUUUGUUGAAUUAUUCUUCGCAAAGCGGAAGAGUGGAUAUGAAAGUAAGAAGAAGAUGGGAUGAUGACGUUGUCUUUAAAAAUUGUGCACGUUCCGAACCAAAGAAAACACAUGAUGUUUUUAUUAACGAUUCUCUACGAAGCGAAUUCCAUCGUAAAUUUAUGGAGAAGUAUGUUAAGUAA
Cyphomyrmex costatus is the source of this 547-nucleotide messenger RNA. RefSeq names its product spliceosome-associated protein CWC15 (gene c12.1). Gene Ontology annotation, biological process: mRNA cis splicing, via spliceosome. The transcript is spliced from 2 exons. Lineage: Eukaryota; Metazoa; Arthropoda; Insecta; Hymenoptera; Formicidae. The record is from RefSeq and is a predicted model, not a curated record. Gene Ontology annotation, molecular function: RNA binding. Gene Ontology annotation, cellular component: catalytic step 2 spliceosome. The annotation marks the transcript as partial.